GGAGUGUCGGUCUCCUGGCUGGGUUGCAGGUUGGGUUAGGACCUAAGUGCUCGGGCGGAGGGACCAAAGCCUAGGGAGGCUGUAAGUACAUCGCCCCCAAGGGAGCCCUGCAAAAGCAGGUUAAGAGGAAGAGAGGACGCAGGAAAAGGGCAGGACCACAGCGCCAUUGUGUCCCUAAAUGCUUCUUUUCCCUACCCGAAAGGGAAAUGGUGCCCACCGCAAGCUGGCGCAGUGCCGCAGCUGCUGAAACAUUUAAAGGUGGGGGGGUUGGGGGGAGGGGUAGAUUUAUAGGCAGUGGGUCCCUUUCCCGGCUGCGUACCUGUGUGAUCUGGGAUUAGUCACUAAAUCUCCCCGAGCCUGUUUCUUCAUUUGUAAAAUAAGGUUGUGGUCUAAACAAAUCUGACGACAGAAACAAUUGGGAGGAAUAUCAAAGGAAGGGGAAGCUGUGGCGGGAGGAGCACGGACUUUGUGUGUCCCUCCCUCCCCCGCAGUUCACUGGGGACCUGGUCCUCUCGUGGGGUGCAUUCUGUACGUACAGUCCACUUGCCCUGGGACAGAGAGAGGGAGGAAAGGAAGGCGGGGGGAGGGGGAGAAGAGAAAGAGGGGGAGGUGGGCAGGCCUAACCGUGAUCCCGCCCCCUGUUCCUCGGCCAAUGAGGAGGCGGCGGCUGCCCUAGUGUGGCGGCUGGGUGCGGGGAGGUGGAGACUCGCUGAGGCGGAGGAAAGGCGAGGGUCAGGGAGAAGGGGCCGCAGCAGCAGAAGCAGUGGCGGAGGCAGAACUGUAGCGGCGGCAUCUAGUCGCGGAUAGGCAGCGUCUGAGACUCCUGCCGCCUGCCUUAGGACUUGGCGAGGGGGGAGGGAGAAAAGAGGGGUGGGGGUCCGUAGCACUGUUGCAACAACCCCCCCCCCCACGCCCCCGGCCUUGGCUGGGGCUCUCCCUGCCUGGGGCUGUAGCUAGCUUGGGUAAGAGAUAGACGGUGGCGGCGGCAUCGCGGCCUGUGCGGAGCGUGAGCGGCUGCACCUACAGAGUCGGGAGUCCGGCGACCGCGUCUAGCUGGUAGCUUUUCAGUGAGUCUGGGACUGCAGAGUCCGGCGGCGACGGCAGAGGCCAAGGACCCGGAAGCCUGCCCGAGAUGAUGCCGAUGAUAUUAACAGUGUUCCUGAGCAACAAUGAACAGAUUUUAACAGAAGUUCCGAUCACACCUGAAACAACAUGUCGAGAUGUUGUGGAAUUUUGCAAAGAACCUGGAGAAGGGAGCUGUCAUUUGGCAGAAGUUUGGAGGGGAAAUGAACGUCCUAUCCCCUUUGAUCAUAUGAUGUAUGAACAUCUACAAAAGUGGGGACCCCGAAGGGAAGAAGUGAAAUUUUUCCUUCGUCAUGAGGAUUCCCCAACUGAGAGCAAUGAACAAGGUGGCCGACAGAUCCAAGAUCAAAGAAACCAAAGAAAUGGAAUAAGUGCAACUACUGAGAAACAUAAUGAAAAUGGGGUUGGAAAUCCCCGGGUUGAACUUACACUUUCAGAACUCCAGGAUAUGGCUGCUCGGCAACAGCAGCAAAUUGAAAAUCAGCAGCAAAUGUUGGUUGCCAAGGAACAGCGUUUACAUUUUCUAAAGCAACAAGAGCGUCGCCAGCAGCAGUCUAUUUCUGAAAAUGAAAAGCUUCAAAAGCUUAAAGAAAGGGUAGAGGCCCAAGAGAAUAAGCUGAAGAAGAUCCGUGCCAUGAGAGGCCAAGUAGACUACAGCAAGAUCAUGAAUGGCAACCUUUCUGCAGAAAUUGAAAGAUUCAGUGCCAUGUUCCAGGAGAAGAAGCAAGAGGUGCAAACUGCAAUUCUACGAGUAGAUCAGCUUAGUCAGCAGCUGGAGGAUUUAAAGAAGGGAAAACUGAAUGGAUUCCAGUCUUAUAAUGGCAGAUUGAGUGGACCUGCCGCAGUGGAAUUGAAAAGACUAUACCAAGAGCUCCAAAUUAGGAAUCAGCUUAAUCAGGAACAGAACUCCAAACUUCAGCAGCAGAAGGAUCUUUUAAAUAAACGUAAUAUGGAGGUUGCUAUGAUGGAUAAACGAAUCAAUGAACUCCGUGAGCGUCUUUAUGGGAAAAAAAUUCAGGCACGUCAAAAAGAAAACAUUGCUUUAAAUCGAGUUAAUGGAACAGCAUCACCACAGUCAUCCUUGAGUGCAUCUGGGAGAAUAGCAGCAGUGGGCCCUUAUAUACAAGUUCCUAGUGCUGGUAACUAUUCUGUACCAGGUGACCCAAUAAAGCCACAGUCUCUCACUAUUGCUUCAAAUGCAGGACAUGGAAGAUCAAAAUCUGAUGGUCAUAGUAAACACCAGGUGCCUAGUUCGUGGACAGUGUCAGAUCUUGAUGUUGGGCCUGACUACAAAUCUUCCCAUCAUUCUGCAAACUCUGCAGUGCACUUUAUAAACUCUAAUGAUGGAAACUGGUCAGCACCAAAACAAACUUCUAACACUUCAAUAAAACCAGUUCAGACAGCUAAUGUGGAAUGGAAGGAAUCAGGCAUGGAUGGGGCUUUCAAGCAAGUGACGAUAUCAAGUCAGCCCCUGCCCUUGUCAGCUUUGGCAAACACUGAGAAGCCGGGCAUUGAUAUUGGGAAAGCCCCACCCUCCAUUCCGGGUACAAAUAAACAGUUGCCUCCAAACUAUGGAACCUAUCCAAGCCCUGUUCCAUUGGGUCCAGGCUCUACAAACUCUUUGGAACGGAGGAAGGAUGGCAGCCUCCCCAGACCUGGCACAGGCGUAACAAGUCGACAGAAACCUGCUCCCCUCCCUGCUUCAAGCAACAUACACCAGCCUAGUUCUUCACAACAGAUUCAGCAAAGGAUUUCUGUACCUCCAAGUCCUACGUAUCAACCAUCUGGUCCUCCCUUAUUUCCAUCUGGAGAAGGCAGGCCUGAACUCCCCUUAACUGUGGCUAUUAGACCAUUCUUGGCCGACAAAGGAUCAAGGCCUCAGUCUCCCAGAAAAGGACCUCAGACAGUGAACUCAAGUUCCAUUUACUCCAUGUAUCUUCAGCAAGCUACACCACCUAAGAAUUACCAACAGGCUGUGUAUAAUACUCUAAAUAAGUCCGUUAAAGCAGUUUAUGGGAAGCCUGUCUUGCCAUCUGGCUCUGGCUCUACUUCUCCAUCACCACUACCAUUUCUUUAUGGACCUUUGUCCUCAAACACAUCACAACCACAGCCUGCUUCUGAACUUACUGAGAAAGAUCAAGAGCAAGAAAAUAUCCCACCUUCUGGGGAAAAUAGCAAUGUGGAAAAUAUUCCACGGCCCCUCAGCCCCACUAAGCUCACUCCCAUUGUCCAUUCGCCUCUGAGAUAUCAGAGUGAUGCAGAUCUGGAAGCUCUGAGAAGGAAACUGGCCAAUGCCCCUCGGCCUUUAAAAAAGCGCAGUUCCAUCACAGAGCCAGAAGGCCCCAGUGGACCAAAUAUCCAGAAAUUGCUAUAUCAGCGCUUCAACACCCUCGCUGGUGGGAUGGACAGUGCACCUUUCUAUCAACCAAGCAACUCACAGGACUUCAUAGGCACCUUGGCAGAUGUUGAUAAUGGCAAUACGAAUACCAACGGCAACCUAGAAGAGGCUGUUCCCACACAGCCUACAGUUCCUCCACCUGAAGAGCCUCCACCAUCAUCAGAUGCCAACGAUAAUGAAUUGCCAACCCCUGAAACUGAGGAGCUGAUUAGCACAGAAACUACCAACCAAAGCCCUGAGACUGCAGAAGAUAACAAUAACAAUGUGGCUGUGUUCCCAGCUGGGGAACUGGUACCACGCCCCACCGUGGAGGUCAGUUCUCCCAGAGAAGAAGAGGCUCCUGCACCACCUGCUCCUUCCUCUGCUGGUCUUCCAGCUGCCUCAACAGCGGCGACAACGAUUAAACGUACAAACCUGAAGAAACCAAACUCUGAAAGGACUGGUCAUGGACUGAGGGUAAAGUUUAAUCCUUUGGCUUUGCUCUUGGAUGCAUCUUUAGAAGGGGAAUUUGACCUGGUACAAAGGAUAAUCUAUGAGGUGGAAGACCCCAGCAAGCCUAAUGAUGAAGGCAUAACCCCCUUGCAUAAUGCAGUGUGUGCUGGCCAUCACCACAUUGUGAAGUUUCUGCUCGAUUUUGGUGUUAAUGUGAAUGCAGCUGACAGUGAUGGAUGGACACCUCUACACUGUGCAGCUUCAUGCAACAGUGUCCACCUCUGCAAACAGCUGGUAGAAAGUGGGGCAGCAAUUUUUGCUUCAACUAUUAGUGACACUGAAACAGCUGCUGACAAGUGUGAAGAAAUGGAAGAAGGCUAUAUUCAGUGCUCCCAGUUUUUAUAUGGUGUCCAGGAAAAGCUGGGUGUGAUGAACAAAGGAGUGGUCUAUGCUCUUUGGGACUAUGAAGGUCAGAACAGUGAUGAGCUGUCGUUCCAUGAAGGAGAUGCCAUCACUAUCUUGAGGCGUAAAGAUGACAAUGAAACAGAAUGGUGGUGGGCUCGCCUUGGGGAACGAGAAGGUUAUGUGCCUAAAAACUUAUUAGGGUUAUAUCCACGAAUCAAACCUAGACAGCGAACCCUAGCUUGAAUGUUGUGGAGCAGUGCAAUUUUGCCAUUACCAGAAGUCAAAGAAGAUCUAUUCUGCUGAGGGAAUUUUGAAGCUGGAGAACUCUCACUUUAACGGUGCUCUCAUUAACAUCUGUACUUUGUAAGUGAGGCCCUUCCUUCUAAUCUGCCAGCAUCCAUGCAUGGUACUUCCUUGUGUGUCCAUGAAUUCUGUAUUUUGCCAAUUACACGAAGACAGAAUAAAUAAAAGGCCUUCAAAACAGUCACAUAGAAAUCCCAUAAACUAGCUUUUAAUUGCCCCCCCCCCCUCCAAAUCAAAUGUAUGUAAAGAAUUUCCUCCAUCAUAUUUAUAUCAGGUGACAGUCAUCCAGCAUUGGGGAAAGGCAUUUGGGAACCCUAGGCAUGGUUGAAAAACUGCCCCCAGAGGCUUUAUUUGUAAUCAUUGAUCCCUUCAAGCCAUUGAGAAUGGAGUUUGCUGGCAUUGAGUGUGGCUAUGAAACUUUUAAGUUCCCUUCCUCAAGUAGCAUCAUGUGUUGUGCUGUCAACCCUGGGUUGGUCCCCAUUUUGCUUAGUUCUAUGCCAUUAAAUUUUUAAAAUGGUUAUUCUGCAUUCUCUCCUUAACUACUUAAGCCAGAUUCCCACAAACUGUCAUGAUUGCCAAGUCCCAGUUCUCUUUUGUAGCAUUUCUUUGUGCCCCCACCCCUUCCCCAUCCCCUCUGUUUACCAAAGGAUCUCUUAAGGGAACUUGUCAGUGUUCUUACAAAAUGCAGAUGUUCUUUCUUAGGUCUAGAUUUUGAUAUCCUAUUUUCCAAUUUGUUGAGGGUCUGCUAGAGACUGUCAUACACUUCACUUCCACUAUUGAUUUAUUCUACUGUCAAGGGCAAAAAUUUUUCCUGGUAUUUCCUUGAGAUCUCUGGUAUCAGGGAGCUUAAAGAAAAAGUUUAAACGAAUGGUUUAAUUUAUUUGAAUAGUCUAACCAUGGUAGGUUCCCAUACCUCCUAAGUUGAACGAGUUUGUUUCUAAAACCUUCACUGAUCUGUGUUAAUAUUAAUAGCCUAAAUUUGUUCUGAAUCUGAAAGCAGUCAGUAACACUGGAGCUAGAGUCAAGUCAAGUCAGAAUUUCAAGGUAUUGUAUGUCCAAGUAGAUGCGAAGAAAAUAGUUGAUCUUGUGUAAGUGACUAAGGGAUGUGGUGCUGGCAGUUGAAAGGCUGAACUAGCACUAAGAACAUUACUCAGUGCUAGUAGUAUUGUGGUUAAAAAAAAAAGGAAAUGAAUCUCUGAGAUGGAAAUCCUUGACAAAGGGAAAAAGACGGGUGCAUUGUUGAGCCAGGAGGACAGUUGCUAUGGUUCUCAACAGUCCAAUACCUAAUUUUGGGGCCAGUUAUGCAAUAAUGUUGUCCACUAUUUUGUAGGUAAGAGGAAAGAAACUAAAGCACUUCACUGGAGUUUGAACUAUAUGAUAUGCUUUUAUAUACCAAAAGUAUUUUUUUGAAUUUUAUCUUUGAGUUGUAGCAAUGUUGGAAAUAUGUUUCUCAUUAAAGUGUAGGAUUUUUUCCAUAUAUGUCUUGUGUAUAAUUUAUAUAUGUAUAUCUAUCUCUAUAUAUAUCUAUUAAAAAAAUUGAUGCAGUGCUGUAACUGACCACAUUUUAGCAUUCCCUGUAUAUAUGUAUAUUGUGGUGAUGGAAAGUAGAAGGAUAUUGUUGAAAAAACCUUACUAUAUGAAUGUGACAGAAUCACUAUUUCUAAGAGCCUUGAUAAUGUUAAUUCUGAUGUAAAUGUGCACAAAUAAACUAUGGUUAUCCCUGA
Messenger RNA from Monodelphis domestica (gray short-tailed opossum), 6345 nucleotides. It is a transcript of the gene PPP1R13B, whose product is annotated as protein phosphatase 1 regulatory subunit 13B. NCBI's taxonomy places the organism in Eukaryota, Metazoa, Chordata, Mammalia, Didelphimorphia, Didelphidae. The record is from RefSeq and is a predicted model, not a curated record. Gene Ontology annotation, biological process: apoptotic process; negative regulation of cell cycle; regulation of apoptotic process. Gene Ontology annotation, cellular component: nucleus. Gene Ontology annotation, molecular function: transcription factor binding; p53 binding.